This is a messenger RNA of Exophiala bonariae, 849 nucleotides long. RefSeq lists its product as uncharacterized. Bases 1 to 849 code for a protein of 282 amino acids. Lineage: Eukaryota; Fungi; Ascomycota; Eurotiomycetes; Chaetothyriales; Herpotrichiellaceae. The transcript has a single exon. The record is from RefSeq and is a predicted model, not a curated record.
AUGGGUUCGUCGUCACCAGCAAACUCCAUCGCCACGUCUCUAUCGUUUACUUCAUGGAAUGAUGAGAAACCCAUCACCAUUGUACUUCUCCAUGGAGGCUUUACGUGUCGUCUCGAGUUUGCACUUGUUCUUCCGCACCUCGAUGACUUCCAUGUUCUUCUCCCCGAUCUCCCAUUGCAUUCAGCGUCACGCCAUAUCAAACCGGGCACGACCGAAAAUUCGGCGUUGCAUGUUGCGCAACUGAUUCGAUCGCAUGCUCACGAUGGGAAAGCCCACGUUGUUGGCGUCUCCAUGGGUGGCUACAUAGGCCAGUGCCUUGCGCUAGAUCAGCCAGACGUUGUCCUCUCGCUGUUUGUCACAGGGGCUGCUCCUCUAGCUGGCAAGCGCCUGUUCAUGGCUCGCUGGACCAGACUUACCUAUUACAUGAUGAGGAUUAUGAUGCAUUGGCUCCCUAGCUGGGUGUUCCGCUAUCAAGCUGCAUCAAUUGGCCUAAUGUUGAGUGACGAAUUGGUAGCGGAAAUGAGGGACAAUAUCACUUGGGAGCUGAUGCAGGACAUGUUCCCGUGGAUUUUGUCAUUUUCAUUGUAUGACGUGCAUCGGUUACGAGUACGCGUUCUCUCUAUCGCAGGGGCGAAAGAUGAUGACGUGCCCGCCAUAGAAAGAACGGCAGUGGCGUUGAGAAAUAGGACAAGGGAUGAUGGUGAGACUUGGCCUGAGGAUGGCUCAGGAGCAGUGGUUUUGAGGGAGGCAACGCAUGGGUGGGACAUGCAGUUCCCAAGGCUCUUUGCUCAAGGCGUGCGGGCUUGGGUUCAUGAAGAGCAGUUACCUAAAGAGUUUGAGAGGCUGUAG